Nicotiana tabacum (common tobacco) is the source of this 474-nucleotide messenger RNA. NCBI's taxonomy places the organism in Eukaryota, Viridiplantae, Streptophyta, Magnoliopsida, Solanales, Solanaceae. The record is from RefSeq and is a predicted model, not a curated record.
AUGGGGCGUGCAAAACUGAAGAUGGAACUAAUAAGCAAAGAGAAAGGAAGGAAUGCAACAUUCAAGAAAAGGAAAGACGGACUAAUGAAGAAAUUGUAUGAAUUUACAACUCUUUGCAAUGUGAAUGGAUGUAUGAUCAUGUAUGGACCUAAACAAAGCAAUGGUUCCAACUCUGAGCCUGAGAUUUGGACAAACAAUAGCAUGCAAUCUGGGAAUAGUACUAAUAAAACUGUACAAGUUGAAGAGAUUCAGAAUCUUAUCGACGAAUACAAAAAGGAGAGUAGUAUGCAAUCUGGCAGUACAAAAACCUUUGGAUUGUCUGAUUAUUUCCUCGAUCGAAACAAGAAAGUUGAGGAAGAGUUGAUCAAGUUGAGAAAGAUGAACAUGCAGAAAAAAUACCCAUGUUGGUUAGAGUUCAUGAACCAGUUAUCUGAAAUUAAGUUAAGGGAAUUCUUAACUUUAUUGGAUGACUAA